Molecule: messenger RNA, 2949 nt
Organism: Synchiropus splendidus (mandarinfish)
Lineage: Eukaryota; Metazoa; Chordata; Actinopteri; Syngnathiformes; Callionymidae
Gene: emilin3a
Product: elastin microfibril interfacer 3a
Exons: 4
Coding region: 1-2949 (982 amino acids)
Cellular component (GO): extracellular matrix
Molecular function (GO): protein binding
Source: RefSeq, a predicted model, not a curated record
AUGGCUGCAGGUUGUUUUUUUAUCUUUGCAUUGUGCUUGGCUUUGGGACAAGCCAGGUUUUACAGACCACUUCAGAUGAGCCAAUACCAUCAUGCAGUGGAACUUCACCAACAAGGGAAACCCACCAGCAGACACAAGAACCACUGCGCCUACGUAGUGGAAAAGACAAUGUCCUUCACAAUGCAAGAUGGAGUGGCACCUUAUGUCAAAGCCGAGUACAACAAGUGUUCCUGGGGGAAAAAAUGUCCAACGCUUUUGUAUCGCAUGAUGUACAAACCAAUCUACAAAGUGGCACAUAAAACUGUCACAGAACUGGAGUGGCGUUGUUGUCCGGGGUACUCAGGAUACAACUGUAUGGAGGGUCCCCCAGUUUAUCACCAUCCAGUGAAAAGUAUGCCACCUUUCAAGGGGCCACCAUCUUUUAAAGGCCCACAAUUUAAGGGGCCACCUAGAAAGGGCCCUAUCUUUAAGGGUCCUGCACAUAAAGGUCCAAUGCUAAAAGGACCAAUGUUUAAGGGUCCUGCACAUAAAGGUCCAAUGCAAAAAGGCCCAAUGUUUAAGGGCCCUAUGAUGAAAGGCCCAAUGCUCAAAGGCCCACCCAUCAAUUAUGGUAUGAAAUCUAGCCAACGGCUGCAACCCAAAGGACCUCCAAGCAGCAUCCAUCACUACCCAAUGCGUCAGUUUGGACCCCCAGCAUCUUCUUCAUUUCCAGCCACCUCAUUUGAACCUUAUCCAUCCGAGCCAGAACCAGAUCACUUGGAAACACAUGAGCCAGAGCUAGAUCACAUAGAAGCACACCACCCAGAUCCAGACCACAUUGAAGCGCAUCACCCAGAAGCAGACCAUAUUGAAACGCAUCUAUCGGAACCAGAUCACAUAGAAACACAUCACAGAGAACCGGAUCACAUUGACUCCCUGCAGACAGACGUGGAAGAGAACCAUGAGCUUGAGCAGAGUCUGGGACCACGACGUCAUGUGCCACAGGAGGCCACUCCCAUCUCUGAAGGUGAAGAGACUCCCGGACAGACCGCAGGUCAAGCUCUGGACCCUGAAACUGAGGAACGGUUAUACAGAAUGGAGGAGGAUGUCCGACGUCUAAACCAGGGCUUCGAGACACUAAGGGGGACUGUGAAUGGACUGGAAGAAAGUCUGCGGGCUUCAUUACGAGAGGAUGCCAACAGGAUGCUCUCAGCUCUUCUCUCUGCAGGUCCCGGUCCAGUUGCUGCUCAAGCUGUAUCUUCAAGUUCCUCCACAGUAGGUUUUGUGGAAAUCCCCGGGGGUGAUCCACAAAUCGUCGGUCUGGACAGCAGGCAUGUCAUUCCUAGCCUCACAGAUCUCAAUAGCAAAGUAGAAGAGUUAAGGAGUGAAUUGAAAACCAAGAUUACUGAGCUGCAGGAACUGAAAGCCACAAUUCUGACUCAUGACGGAGCACUGAGGAGGAUUGCAAAUGGAGAAAGUGUCAAUUCUCCAGUUUCUCCACACACUGUGGAGAAACUAUUAGAUGACAAAUUGAAUGCCGCUAGAGUGGACAUUUUGGGUGGGUUUGAGAAGCGUGUGGAGACGGUGGAGGGAAGAUGUGAGGAGAAGGCUGGGGAUGUGCAGCGUCUGUGUCAGAGGGAGCAAAGUGAGAGUCAAAAGGAAAUGGAAUCUACACUGGAAGAAACCAGCGUUGAUUUAAAGACCGAGCUGAGGAACCUCCAGACACAGAUUCAAGGAAUUCAGGCAGAUAGCUGCUGUACGAUGAUGAGCGGGCUGGGUGAGAGGGUGCAGUUGCUGGAGGCGUCACUGGCUGGCCUGAAUCAGUCCCAGAGCCAUCUGAGGGUAGAACUGGGUUCACAUAAAGACCACAUCGAGGGAAUACUGGAGGGCCGGUUGGCGUAUGUAGAGUCCAAGCUUAAUUUGACUGGUCAGCUGAAGAAUGAUGAGUAUGGUCAGAGGCAUAUUAGCUUAGACCCAGUUGAGGAGGGACAUGGCAUGGAGGCUCGCAUGGAGGGGAAGAUGAAGGCACUAGAAGGUCGCCUACUGACAGCUUUGGAAGAGCUUGGCAAUGCUACUGCCCCAGUCCUCCUGGAGGGCCAUGCAGUUCCAACCCUGGAGCUGGAGUUGGAGUCACUUCGUGGAAGACUUGAAAUGGAUGUGGACAGACUUCAGAAACAACUCAUCGGCCUUGAGAGUCUUUGCUCCUCCUCUUGUUCAACGCCUCCCAACACGAUAUCUACUCAGAAAGAGUCUGAUAGUAGGAGUGGAAAUGUUGAAGAGGAAAUGGGACUGCAUGAGGACCGCCUUGAUAUCCUCAACACGACAAUGCAGAACAUCAUGAGACAUCUGGAGCGCACGAACCAGCAGGCCCAAGAGGAAGGAGAGCCAUCCGUACAGGGAGCCCUGACGCUUCUGCAGUUCAAUGUGCACUCAGUCAACAGAACCCUCAAAGGCCUUCAGGACUCUCUUGGGUCUGUGGUCCAUCAAGUCGGUCAAGCAAACAACUCUUGGCAUGAAAGAGAGGCUCGUCUGGCUCAGCAGAUGAAGGGAGUGGUCCAGCUGGUUGGACAUCAAGCUUCCAUGCUUGGGACAGGUGAGCGGAGGCUGACCCGACUGAAGAGCGAGCUCCAGGAGAUGAAGCGACGCCUGGUGGAGGAGGUGCGAGGUUGCCGAAGCACAGCCAUGGGUGUGAAGAAAGAGGUAUCUGAGGUCGGGGGCCGCGUGGCCACUGUUGAAGACAAGUGCAAGGGUCUGAACUUCUUGGCUGAGGACCUGGAGACCAUCAGGCAGGAGUUGGAAAAACAAUCAAACGGGCUUCUCCUCCAGUUUAAUGGCACACUCUCAAAUCACGCACGGCAGCUCUCUGACCUUCGCAGCGAACUCAGAAAUUGCACGAUGAGACUGGAGUCAACACAAGUUUUACAGCUGGAGGAUGAUUCUAGAAGAGGGGACACUUUUACUUCAAAUUAG